AUGCUCCGGUGGCAGGCGAGGACGGCGAAGAGCAAGGUGUUUCAAGGUGUGCGUGCAAAGGCGACAGCCGCAUCCGAUUCAAAGACGAGGCAUGGCCUUGCCGCACUUCUCCGCAGCUUCGCCGAGCGUCGGCUCCAUGGGCAGAGUGCGGCCUCGAAGGCGGUCUCGGCACUUGGCAUGGGGCGAAGGUGGAUGGAUGCACUUCAUUUGUUUACGACUGUGCCUCAUCCCGACAUCGUCACGAUCAAUGCGACAAUGAGUGCUCUCAGUUCAGGGCAUCAGUGGCUGAAGACCCUGUGCCUUUUCGACGAGAUUCGCAGAGAUUCACAAGGUUCAUUGCUGAAGGCUGACGUGAUUUCGUACAGCAAUGCCAUUCGGGCCAACUCCGCCUUGCUGCUGUGGGAGGAGGCUGUUUAUCUGCUGACCGACAUGAUCUCUUUCGGACCUGAGCCGGAUCGGCUGGCGUGCAACCUGACACUCGCUGCAUGUGCCGAGCAUGGCAAAGCAGAUCUUGCUGCCAGCAUCGUGGAACGGAUGAGGACACGUCGUCAGCAGCUUGAUGUCGUUGCCCACAACACCCUCCUCGCAGCUCUUGCUCGCCAACGGAGAUGGCAGUCCGCCUGCGCUGUGGCCAUGGCAGCGCCCGCCCAGGACGUCAUCACCUUCAAUUCAUUGCUGGGAAGCCUUGAGGAUUCUGAUCGCUGGGAAGUCGCUCUCGAAGUUCUCCGCCAGAUGAGCCUACGAGGCCUCCGUUUGGACGGCGUGACGCUUCGCGCCGCAGCGGCGGCCUGCAGGCAACGUUGGCAGGCAGCACUGGCACUAAUGAAGAUGGCGGAGGUUGCUACUGACCUUGCAGCCCUCACAGCGGUCGGCACCAGUUGUGAGAAGGCAAGUCAGUGGCAGAUUGCAGUGCACCUGUUGGCCGAUCGCGCCUUAGACACUGUGGCCAAGACCGCCCUCAUCUCUGCGAGUGCGACAGGUUCACUGUGGCAGGCUGCUUUGCAGAUGCUUCUCGAGCUGAAGCAGAGAGCUGAUGCAGUGGCCUACAAUGCCACCAUCGCAGCCACUGAGAAGGCUGCCAGAUGGUCCAUCUCCUUGAUGCUGAUGUCGAAAAUGGAGGAGGCCUUCUUGGAGCUGUCGGCUACGACAUUCAACGCCAGCAUCAGCGCAUGUGAGAAGUCAGCUGCCUGGGAGGCCUCUUUGCAGCUCUUUAACGAGAUGAUGAUGCGUAAGUUGGCCAAGGACAUUGUCACCUUCAGCGCGCUGAUCUCGAGCGGGUGGUCAGGAAGCCAGGGUUCAGCUUGCCAGUGUCGACGGUCUGCAGCUGUCUUAUCAAAGUUGCUUGGCCCGGGGGCCGCCCCUGGAGGGCCUCCCGACAGCAUGCGAUUAUGCGAGGUGCUGUUCUUGGCCUCGGCCCUUUUUUGUGCAUCCGGCAACCAGGCGACAGAGGAGCUUCCGCGAGAUGAUGAGUGUGACGUAGCCGACUCCGAAAGCUGCGCCUUGCAGGCUCUGCAGAGACAUGCGGCUCGGGCCCCGCGGCCCCUUGAGCUGAUUCCGACCCCCAGCGUGCAGGGCGAGGGCGCUUACAUCUCCAGUCGAGAGUCCAAGUCCUUUGAGUGGACGGAGCUCCGGGUCUCUGAGAGAAGCAUCGAGGAAGCCUUGAAGGCUCCUUUCGUAGGAAGCAGCUGGCCUAUGCCAUUCGGCUUGUCAGCCGGCGAAGUGGCACGAUGGCUGCAGCGGGAGCUGCUGGCUACGAGCCCUUUUGGGCAGUUCGGCAUGCUCGUGCCGUGGCCUGAGGAGGACGAUGACCAGCUGGGCCACGGCGGCUGGGUCGGUUACUCCCGAAGGCAAGUCUGCUAUUUGACUGCGAAGAGCUACCUGGGAGCAAAGGCCCGUGGGUACAACGCCGGACUCUUUCGCCUUAUGAGCAUGUGCCCCGAUACGGGGGACUUUAGACACUCCUUUGCGAUGCUCUUGGCAGCGUGUGCCGCAGAUCCGACUUUGGCGAAUGGCAACCAGGGGCCCUUGCUUUUGACGGCCAAAGCUCGUGCGCCCCCUUCAGUGGAGGAGGUACGCCAGAAGGCGGAGGGUGUGUCAAUGCAGGCUGCCAAACUACGCGUCUGCGACUACGACGCGGGGGCUGGCCCCUUCGACGGCAUCGACUCUGUGCCAAAGCGGGGCUGCCAGAAACGUCGUCAGGAUGCUCCAGGCGUAGACUUCAUGAUCGGCGGGGAGCCGGGCCAGGCGACCCAGGACAUCUCCGCAUCUUGGUUCGGAGGCUACUUGUUCGACGCAAAGGCCUGUGGCCUUGGUGGUGGACAGGACGAGCGCUUGUCAGUCUACUUCCCCGAGGUCACAAUUCUUGCAUAUUUUCUUUCGCAGAGCGACAAAUACCCUCAGCUUCGCCAGCCCGCAUGGUUCCUGGGAGCACGGAACUUCUUCAAGAACUUAGAUGGCACAGCGCGCUUUGACUCGCCAAUGGUCCUGGCAGAGGUGCCCCUGAAGUCCGACCUCGUUGAUGUUUCUGUGGCGGAUCACCUCUUCGAGAUCAGCUCUUCAAGGCCUGUCGUCGUCUUUAUGAGCGAGAGCCAGGGCCUGGUCGACGACCACUCGACUCGGGAAUUGCAGCUGGCCCGUCUGAACCGCUUACAAGCGCAAAGGGAGAUGGGUACUGGCCAGUUUGCAUUCGAGAAGCAGGUUCGUGCGUGGUAUCGGUCUUUAGCGCUGACUUCGUACGAUGAAAAGAUUCACGGGGCCUUGCGUGCCCUUGUGAAGUCCGUUGGGACUGGGCCAUGGUUCUCCGGCCUUUGGUGGGGCGAUUCACAGCUCGGCUUCUUGGCCAUCUGGCUUGGCCAUGCCUUGGCCGCUCCGACCUGGGGGUGGCCUUCGCGCACUGACAGCAGCCCGCUGAUGUUGGACUAUUACAUCUAUGCAGAUUUCACGGAAAAUCCUGGAAACCAGUGUUACGUGAUUCCUGGCGAAGCUUGCCGAGCUUGCUUGAACGUGUGUCAAAACCCCGAACCGCCGGCCAGCGCCUACUGGAUGCCAGAGGGAGCCCUUUUUAAUGGGCGGCCCUGUGUACCGGAUGCUUCCAUUUGUGGGCAGAAGGGCUUCGCAGAUGCCGUCAAAGCCUUUGGGCACCAGACAGUCUCGGUCACGUGGAGACACAUCGAGGAAAAGGUGGCCUGGGGAGAUUUGGGCAAAAACGUGUUUGACAUCCUCUUGGCGUAG
Messenger RNA from Symbiodinium necroappetens, 3231 nucleotides. NCBI's taxonomy places the organism in Eukaryota, Dinophyceae, Suessiales, Symbiodiniaceae. The record is from the annotation of a GenBank genome assembly.